AUGUCACUCCGCCGACAAUCUUGCGACGCCUGUUAUCGGGAACGGCGGAGAUGCGACCUGGCACACCCCGUUUGCGCAAGAUGCAGACAAAGGAACAAGGAUUGUACCUACCUAUACCCACCACCACUGCGGCAGUCCCCGGAGCCGGACCACUCGGAGGCCGGUGGCGCUCGCCGUGCCGUUGUGCGUUCGAAAACGUUCUCCCGCAAGAGGACAGCUCCGUGCAACAUACUGCCCCCCAGAUCUCUCGGUAACCUAGGUCGCCUCCAGCCUGUGUCAAACCUCCCAGGAUACGACCAUAUGUCGUGGGUCUUCGAUCUGCUCCGCGAAUCCCCGCUCACCUUUGCCGACCGCGGCGAGACCGUCUUCAUCCACAAGGCGCUAUUCCAGGGCGGUAGGCUCCCUGGCCCGCUUCUCACGGCGUUUGGCAUUAGUGCCGGGUGUGCGUCGCUCAACGACCACAACCGACACAUCCUGUUCCAGGCUCUCGACGCUCAGACCAACGACCUGCUCCUGGCUACCCCCAGGGCCAGUACCGCCAACCGGUGGCUUCUCGAUGACCUAGCCCGUUUUCAAGCCCUUGUUCUCUACCAGAUCAUCCGACUCUUUUACGGCGGCGUUGAGCAGCGGGAGGUUUCAGAGCGGCAGGCGUACGCCGUCCGGGCGCAAGGCCUUCGGCUGCUCCGGUCCGCGGAUAAUACUAUCACCGACGUAGAGGAGCUAGAAGCGCAGGAAACUCAAACAGCAGCGGUCACAGAGCAAACUUGGGAGAAGUGGAUCCUCGCGGAGAGCAUCCGUCGCACCGUCUUCAUCGCCUUCAAGUUGUACACAUUGUACACAGCUUUUCGGUAUGGGCAGUGUGUGGAAACGGUUGCGCUGGACAUGCUGCCUGUGUCGACGCGGCCCGCGAGAGCGUGGUACUCGAGGGAAUUCUAUGAUGACCGCGAGGAGUCCCCCGAAAGAGCAGCGGGACCCGGGGACGACACGACGACGGCGAGCGCCUUCAUCUCGAGUUUGGGCAUGAUUGGCCGGGCAGAUCUCGAGACGUUUGAGCGGAUCGUUUUGUCAGCUGCGUGUAAGAGGGCUGCUGCGGGCAUGCCGGGGGUACCGUGCAACGACGGCGGUGAUUUGAGGGCAUCAUCGGACAUCGAGUGGAUGCGCUCGGGAAAAUAA
Messenger RNA from Dichotomopilus funicola, 1173 nucleotides. RefSeq lists its product as uncharacterized. The record is from RefSeq and is a predicted model, not a curated record. Lineage: Eukaryota; Fungi; Ascomycota; Sordariomycetes; Sordariales; Chaetomiaceae. Bases 1 to 1173 code for a protein of 390 amino acids. The transcript has a single exon. Gene Ontology annotation, biological process: regulation of DNA-templated transcription. Gene Ontology annotation, molecular function: zinc ion binding; DNA-binding transcription factor activity, RNA polymerase II-specific.